AAAUCUUAAAGUUAAGGAUCAAAAUUAGUAUUUAACUUCUUUUUUUUUGUUAUUAGUUAAAAUUACAAAGGUACCCCUUCCCUCUUCUUUCUCUUCCAGUUCUGUUUCUCUCAAUGCCAAUGUUCUUCUCCCCCUUCUGCGGUAUAUGGGUGCUCUUAUUCUUUCCUUUCUCUUCCCCCUUCUCUCUCUGUUGUUCUCGUUCUCCCUUCUCUCAUGUCGCAAUCUUCAUCAGGCCAGCCUUGCUCUCGUGGCGCGAGGGCAGUGGCACGAGGAAACGCAGAUCUGGAUUUGCUCAUUGUUGCGAACCUAGAUAUGAGUUCAGUCCCUUGGUUUUCUCUCAAAUACUGUUGUUACAAGAGCAGGGCAGAUGCGGGUCAAUUAUUUUGCCAGAUAAGAGAACAUAAUGUCUUAUACCCAGAUCUGAGGAUUGAGUCUGGCUUUGGUAAAGUAGAGGAGGGUCGGUUUCCAUGGGCCAAUCUCUGGUUUGCUUGUCUUAAUCCAGCAAAAAUUCGGAUCAAAGCCACCACUUUCCCAAAAAUUCUUGCUAAUUUUCUGUUUGUUUCUUGAGAAAUUUAAAUGAUUUUCAUUAUGAUAACACUAGAGUGGGAGAAAUAAAUGUCGGAAAAGGGA
This is a messenger RNA of Rubroshorea leprosula, 630 nucleotides long. The record is from the annotation of a GenBank genome assembly. NCBI's taxonomy places the organism in Eukaryota, Viridiplantae, Streptophyta, Magnoliopsida, Malvales, Dipterocarpaceae.